This is a messenger RNA of Durusdinium trenchii, 5034 nucleotides long. The record is from the annotation of a GenBank genome assembly. Lineage: Eukaryota; Dinophyceae; Suessiales; Symbiodiniaceae.
AUGAUGCAGCAUCGAAGGCGGCAAGCGACUGCCGAAGAGCUGGCACAAGGUCAGAGGGAGAUGAAGGCCGCCGAGGCCAGAAUGAAGAAAGAAGGGAAGAAGAGAGGUGAGCUACCUCUCGAGGACGGGGUGGCCGAAGGGUCACAGGGUGGAAAAGGACCACCAGGUGGGGAUGCGACGUCCACCGACAUGGUCUCGACAAGGUCACCCACUCUCACAGUCCCGUCAACUGAGGAUAGCCACUCUAAGGUCUCAGCCGCGACUUCAUCGACCCCGAGGCCAAAGACUGAAGCUCCGAGUCCAGGAAAGCCAAAGAAAGAAGAAGAAGCUCACAUGAGGACCCCGCAGGUGUUGGGACCGAAAGCCAUCCAGGACCAGCAGGGUGAAGAUGGAAAAGGAAGUGUGAAGGGAGGUGGUGUUGGUGGGAUCCCCGAAGAAAGUGAAGUCCCCGAACAGCACUCCAUUUGCACACCACCGUUGUUCACGCCAGCCCAGCUUGAUGAUUUGCAUCGAGUUCAACAACAGGCACCAUGGCUUUAUGCCAAAGUCGGUACACCAAUGUACGACACCCCAAUGCACUCCAUCCUCGACAGACCAGCCUUCCUCGAGCAAGAAGUGUGGAAAGGAAAGGGUGGAAGAAGGGAUGAUGAAGAAAAAGAAAACUUGAUGUUGCGGGUCCAUGAACGAAUGGAGUUCGAGCGUCAGGAGAAGGAAGAAAUGAUGAUCCAGAUGCAGCAGCUCCUCAGCGAGAACAAUGCUUUGCGAGCUGAGAUGCAGGCAAAACCAAAAGGGCCAAUGGGCGGUCCGACCAUGGCCGAUCGACGAAUCAGCCACCUUCUGGAGGAGAAUCAAAGACUCCACCAGGAAGUCAGAAGGCUGUCAUGGGUUCAGCCGACCUCGAAAGAAGAUGAUCCUGUUUUUGCAACGCCAAAUGGCAGCUCCGGAUGCGAUGAACAUGCUGGAGGCCGAGGAAAAACGAAGACAGGAGCAGAAGAAGCGCCAGAAGAUCGACCUCGUGAAGGUGAUGGCAAAGAAGCAGGCCGGGAGGCCACGGGAAAAGGAAGGGGAGCGAAAAAGAAAGAAAGUUCCCUAGAAGAUGAUUCAGUGCAUCAACAGACCCUCAAUGUGAUCUUGAAGGUUGUUGAGGGGAUGCAGAAGAUUCAAGAUCGGAUGUCGCAAGGUGGCUCUACAGGUCAAGACCAAGACCCGGAGACGGUGCGACACAGUGUGGACCUGCCAAAGCUGGCAGAGUGGAAUGGAGAGUCAGCCCCGAUUGACUUCUCGGACUGGCUUUUGCUCUUAGCUCCUCUGAUGGCUGACCUCACACCCAGUUCAGAGGAAUGGUGGACUUUGACCUUAGAAGAGGCCCGCCAAUGGUACCAGAAGCACCUUGUGAAAUCUCCCUUGGACAGGCUCACACACCAGAUCGCACCAAGCACCAAGCUUUCGAUGAGGAAGUGGUCCCGCUUGGAGAAGCGAGCAACUGCAUUGCUGCUGAGCGCUGUCCCAGAGGCCUUGAGAGAAGAGGUUGUGUCAUCGAAGAGUUUGACGGCCUUUGGAAUUUUGGUGAAAGGCAUGAUCGCCUAUCAGCCAGGAGGACUGGCCGAACGACAAGCAAUCUUGGCUGCCUUGGAAAGCCCUGCAGAAGCUUCGACCGUCGGCCAGGGCAUCGUCACACUUCGAAGAUGGUUGAGGUGGAAGCGAAGAGCAGAGGAGGUGGGAGUUUCAAUUCCAGACCCGACCAUUUUGGCUAGGGGUCUUGGACGCCUUAUGAAGAAGCUCAUCACGAUGUUCCCCGAGCUGAACUUCCGACUUCAACUGGUCCGAAGCUCCUUGAUGGUUGAUGCUGUUCCAACCCACGAGUCUGUGUCCAAGUACAGUGAGCAUUUGUUAGCAGAAUUGGAACAAAUGGGUGAAGAAGUACAGCCCUCCAUAAAGGAGUUGCUGAAGGAAGCCAAUGACAUGCUGAAGGGCAUGAAUGGAGGACAAAGUCCAAGUUCCUCCAAUACGUCUCCAUCAUCAAAAGGUGGGGAUACGUCAGAAAGAUCCGAAGUGGUGGAACGUCUCCAGCAGCAGCUCAACGCCUUGAAGCAGAAGACCUUCAAACUGAGGCGACUCAAGAAAGGUGAACGACAAGGUCUUCUUGACUCUGGAGCCACUCAUCCACUUCGACCUGUGAAGAAAGGUGAAGAUGUUGAAAGUUACAAGAGGGUUCAGGUAGCCCUAGCAGAUGGACAAGUCACCAGUCUCCCUAUCUCUCCAGGGGGAGCCAUGGUCUCAGCUGACGCCGACAUCGAGCCGAUCAUCCCAAUGGGGCUCCUGACUGAAAAGCUGGGAUGUUCCGUGAUUUGGUCAAGAAGUCAACUCAGGGUAGUCCACCCCUUGCGAGGAGAGCUGCCUGUUGAAGAUCAAGAUGGAUGCCCUCAGCUGCCACGACAAGUGGCCCUGGACCUCAUUGAGGAGCUCGAGAAGGUGAAGAAAGGAAUGAAGUUGAAGGAGGAGAAUGAUUUUGAAUGGGAGAUCAAGUGGAUGGAAGACUAUGUGAACGCCCAUCCCGUCUUGAGCAGACUCCCCAAGGAAGUGAAAGAAUCGCUGGUGGUCAAGCCGGGUGAAUGGUCAGAUCUCCCAGCCAACAGAAGAAAGCGAAAGGCCAUGAAACGAGAUGGCUAUGUGUGCCACUUGUACGCAGGAGCUGACGAAGGAUUCACCUUUGAAAGAGCCUGGAAGCAGAAAGGAGGUGAAGAACGAGAGCUCCUGGAGGUGGACAUCAAAAGAGGCCCAGGCCAUGACAUGCUCCUGGACCGAGGACCCUAUGCGGGACUAGUGAGGCGCGACGCUUCACCCGCGAACACCAGCAAAGAACUGGAGGUUAUCAAGUACUUUGCCCAUGUUCGCAGCGAUCAAAGCAGCGCAGUGGCGAUCGUGACUCUUCGGACCCGCGUUAUCCGUGAUGGCGGUCCACCGGCCGAAGCGGAUGCGAAUUUGGGGCAGUUCGUGGAGAUUGGGCAGGGACAGGCGAGUGCUCAGUGUGUUGUGAAUGACGACCACGGUCGCAGAGAGUGGUCUGUCGUGGUUGAUGGUGAUGAACACGCAUGGGAACAUCCUGCGGUCAAUGCUCCAAAAAUGGAUGCUUUCAGUUUCCGUUACAAUGGUCAAGUGUUCAACGUUAAAGUGUUGUUCCGCUUUGGUGGACAAGUUGCGUUUGAAAUCAGCGAGGCUGAUCCUUUGCUUCCGCUUCCACGUGAUGAUCGGGUGUUUGAGAAUCUCUUGAAGCCCAGAUGUGGCAAUACUUUGACCGUUGACUUGUUGUUUCUGGACACUGCUGACACCGAAAUUAAGGUGAGGAAAUUACGCCGGCUGAUCCUACUGCGGUUGUCUGAAUGUGACGUUUUGUUCAUUCCUAUUUUGGUCGCUGCCGGUGAGGGAAUCUAUGAGCGGACGCUUUUUGCCCACCUGCACUUGGAGAUCUACCAUUAUUAUUUGUGGUUGGCUUCAUGGGCAAAGAUCCGGUGGCCUUUUCUGGUCCAUCAUCCCCACUGGCAUUUGGAUCAGACACAUCGAUCUUACCGCUCCUCUGCACUUCUUGGGGACUUGAUUGAGGUCUUCUAUGUGGCCUCUGAAGUACAGGAUUUGUACCAUGUGAUUGUUGAGUUCGAGCACGCCAGGUACUCCCGGGAGCUUGCUACACAUGUGCGUGUUUUACAGGUUCCUCGCCUGGUGACCAAAGAGCUCUUCUUCACAAAAUGGUUCACACCUGCGCAAUUGGCAGCAACAGAAGAUCCACCUCUCCUUCUACGGAAUGGGCAUUUGGUCCAUGAUGAUCCAUUUGAAGUGAUGGAGAGUGACUAUAUUGUUGUGAAGGUGCUUGACCCGGAUGAUAUUCGUGAAAUGAAAAGGCAGCGGCAAUGCCCAGCUGGCUCUUCUGCCAGCUCAGAUGACUUCAGGAGCACUGAAGGCUUCUACAGUGUGGUGGCCACUAAGGAUUCUGACUCUGAUUGCAGUGACGACAGUGAGAAUUCCUUGUUGCAACACUUUGUCCGUCCCCUUCGAGCACACCGUGGAGGACCAACUUUUGCAAGUGCUGCAGCGGCUCGGUUACCACCACCAGGGAAUGGAAAGAUCGUCCACUUCAAUGCCACCGUCGAGCUGACCGAUGAGCAAGGGGUACUUGAAUUUCGACUGGACCACUCUCUGGAUAACCCUCCUGUUGAUGGCCUACUGGAUCGGUUGCACUUGCUCGGUCUGACAAAUCCCUUUGUUCAGGGGAUUUGCCACCGUUUGCGCACAACCUCCUUCAGUGACAACAAAGACUGGCUUCAAGAUGAUGAUUGGCAGGAUCAAGGUGAGACGGAGGAGAAUGAGAGCGCUGCACAGAGCCCUGCGGCUUUGCCGGUUUGUCAUGACACGAGUUUGCUCCCUGUGCAGAUCUCUCUCGCUGACCAUCUCUCUGAACGUUACUGUCCAGCCACCACACAUGAGGCCUGUGCUGACGGCAUCUGCUUUGGGGAAGUCCAUGAGGCUCUGGACUGGUUCAACACGUUCAUGGUGCAGCCGUCAUUUAAUGUGAACAUGAGAUGGCAUGAGAAUACCAAACCCUGGCUGGAUCUACCACAUUGGCAACUGGAUGAAGCUCAGGUCCUGUGUUUUUACCUUGAUGGCUCAGCUGACGGCUCUGCCACUGGCGCUGCUGUCUCGCUUUGGUGCUGGACGGACAGCUGGCACUGGGCUGGUGCUCUCCAACACAACUUGGACCAGGCCACGGAUGCUUACCAUGCUGAAGUUAUGGCGCACGUUCUUGCGCUCAAAUGGACACACGACAUUUUGAGAACAAUUGGCAAACGCUGGCAGCACCCGCCGGAGAUCCAGUUCUGCUUUGAUGCUGAUGCUCCUGCAGGAGUAGUCUUUGGACGAUACUCCAGUGUUGACCCUCUUUGCCAAAAGGCAUGUGCCCUGAUGCAGAUGUGUCAAACUGCGCAUGGAGUUCCAAUUGAAGCCAUCUAUACGAAGGCGCAUGCUGGUGACCCCGGCAGCUGA